GCACGGAAUUCUGGGCCUCUGCGGGCUCAGGCUGCGUCGCCAUCUUUAAACCCCAGAAGGAGCAACAGUCGGAAGGAGCGUCGGUAUCAGUCGCUUUCGCUGCCUGCGUUCAUUACGGAUAUUGUGGGGUUUCUGCCUUGGUACUUCUGUGCGGGAUCGGGGCGGCGCGUCUCUCUUUAACUAACAGACGCCACAGCCGCUGCUUGUGGUUAAGGCUCCGCUGCUCGGCCGCAGCAGCUCCCGAGUUAUCCCCCCGCAGCCCGGCCGGAGAUGAGCGGAAGAUGUCGGUGUCGGGGCUGAAGGCCGAGCUGAAGUUUCUGGAGUCCAUCUUCGACCCGAACCACGAACGCUUCCGAAUCAUAGACUGGAAGCCCGAUGAGCUCAGCUGCCAGUUCAACGUGACGGGGGAAAAGCUGCUGAUCAUCCACUGCAAUAUCACGGAGUCCUACCCUUCCACACCCCCAAUAUGGUUUGUGGACUCUGACGACCCCAGUCUGGCGCAGGUGCUGGAACGCUUGGAGGAUGUGAGGAAGGGCAGCACCUUGCUCCUGCAGCAGCUGAAGCGGUUGAUCUGUGACCUCUGUCGGUUGUACAACCUGCCCCAGCACCCCGAUGUGGAGAUGCUGGACCAGCCGCUCCCCACAGGCCCCGUACACCCUGAGCGGAAGCAUGUGCUGCCCGACGAAGUAACUUCUGAGGAAGAGGAGGAGGAAGAUAUGGGAGAGCAGGACAUCGAAGAUCUCGACCACUACGACAUGAAAGAGGAGGAGCCCGUGGAUGGCAAGAAGUCUGAGGAUGAUGGGAUCGAGAAGGAGAACCUGGCCAUCCUGGAGAAGAUCCGCAAAAACCAAAGGCAGGACCAUUUGAAUGGUGCUGUGUCCGGGUCAGUGCAGGCCUCCGAUCGUCUCAUGAAGGAGCUCAGGGAGAUCUACCGGUCGCAGAGCUACAAGACAGGAAUCUACUCGGUGGAGCUUGUCAAUGACAGUCUUUACGAAUGGCACGUUAAGUUGAGGACGGUAGACCCAGACAGCCCAUUACAUAGUGAUUUACAAGUUUUGAAGGAAAAGGAGGGCAUGGACUACAUUCUGCUCAAUUUCUCCUACAAAGACAAUUUUCCAUUUGACCCACCGUUCGUGCGAGUCGUUUCACCUGUGCUUUCCGGGGGUUACGUUCUGGGAGGAGGUGCCCUCUGCAUGGAGCUCCUCACAAAGCAGGGUUGGAGCAGUGCAUAUUCAAUAGAGUCCGUCAUCAUGCAGAUCAACGCCACCUUAGUGAAAGGAAAGGCCCGGGUGCAGUUUGGAGCCAAUAAGAACCAGUACAAUCUUGCCAGAGCACAGCAAUCUUAUAGAUCACUGGUACAGAUUCAUGAAAAAAACGGCUGGUACACACCCCCUAAAGAAGACGGGUAAACAGGAAGCUCUCCCCGAGUGUGCGCACUGGGACCACUGUUUUUGUUCUUUUUUCCCCUCCUCUCUCCCGUCUUAUUCGCUCUCCUCUGACUCUCAAACUGACUUUACUGGGAGUGCGACUCCAAAUACGCUCGACCUCCAAACGCGUUCGCUUGGAGGCUGUUCACAUCCACUGGGUAAAAUUUCGGCAUUUUCUCCUGUCUGCUGCCGGACGGCCACAUCUCUGUCCCGCCUCCCUGCUGCCCCCCAGCCGCCGAGCGCGUCGUCCCCUCCUUUCACUCGCUCUCAGUCCAUCCCUCUAUCUCAGCGUGCUAGAAGGAUGAAUGGACUUUGUGGAGCAGGCUGAGCUUGUCAUGGGCGCAUAGGAAGCUAGUGGAGCCAAGCACGGAGCUGGAAGAGAUACAAGACGAACUUCACAGUGGAGGGGGCUUUAUGAAACGAGCGCGGUGAGAGCCUGGUCUUCGGUCAUGAUCGAGAGAGGCAGCUGUGAUUCUCUGUCCUUUGUGAGGUAUCGCCUCUCUGGCCGCGUCCGGGAUUUUUAUCAUGAAACCAUGGAGACUCUUAAUGACGUUGCGUGCCACUGCUUCACUCUUCUCCUGACCCCACUCCUUCAUUUUUUCCUGGAAUGUUUAAGACUGAAGGGGAUGACAUACUCUGGGUGUCGAUUGUUCAGCAUUUUAAAUUUUCGACGUCGGUCAGAGGUCGGAAAACAUUGGCACCCCGCUCACCCGGACCGUGGGGAGUCUCUCGCCUGUCCCUCUAGGUUCUUAGCUUUUGGCUGAAGGCUCGGUGGAUUUAAACUUGUGAGACAGAUCAAUUUAACUCUACAUGUAAACUUGUAAAGAUGUAUUUCUGAGACCUUGUUUUGGAGGCGACGCCUGGGUUUUCACGCACGGUUGCACCAGGGCUCCUUUGGCUGAAACGGGAGCCGUUUGGCAUGAAGAGUCUUCACAAGUAGAAUGACAAGUGCUUCAGUUGGACACCCUCACUGGGUUUUAAGACGGUGCCCGAAUGUGACCUGCUUUUUCUCGUAGGCGCUGCGAAGUCCUGGCAUCGUGUCUGUGCCAUUCUGAUGAUGUGCCCCCCCUGAAUGGCAUGAGUGCCCCUCUGUCCUGCCGAGUCGGAUGCUGUUGCAGUUUGGAUUGUCCGUUACAGCAGAGUCCUGUUUUACCUUUAGCCAUAACUUUGGCCAUCUUGUAUGCCGAUGGCCACAUUAAAUCUCUGCCUCUAACUCCAAAGGGGUCGGCCUCUCUUCCAUCUUGUGAAAUGUUUGGAAUAUCAUGACGUUGGAUUACGCUCUGAUCGUGGGAGACGGGAGCGGCCUGUGGGACUGCGGGGGGUGAGUGUGCUUCAGGUGCCCCCCCCCUCGCCCCACAGGUACAGAUUUCUAAGUAGAGCCUGUUUCAGGUUCUGUUCACUUGAGGGGGGCAGGGUGCCCACCGUAAAGGAUGACCUCCCUUCCCUGUCCUGUUGGCUGCAUCCAGCCCUCGACGCCCAGACACACUCCACAUUUUGUUUGUUGGGUUCUCGGUCAGAUAACUGAACUUACCCAGGACUGUACUCACCAAGUCUCUUGUGACAGGGUGCAGAUGUCGCUCCUUAAGCGGCAGUUACAUGCUUUGCCACAUUGGUGGACAGAAUUUAAAAGUACUGGUCCCAUUGCAGUGCUCUUUAUUUUCCUGUUCCACUUUCUAAUCCAGAUUUUUUCUUUAAAUUCAUAGAAAUGGCCUUUUUUGGUUUUGAAAUAUUACUUUCGGGUUACAAGCUGUAGAUUGGCUCUGAUUCUAACUCCUCAAAGCACUAGCAAAUACCUUUAUUGUGAAUACAAGUGAUGGAUUGUGUUGUAAAUUUGCAUCCUCGAAGUGUAUUGGCAAAAUUGUCGAAUUGCUCAUAUAAGCAGGCCUGCGAUAUGUAAUGCUGCCUGAUUUCGUGUUAAGGGUUAACUUUCUGCUUCUAACGCUGUGCUUUUAAGUGAAUGAACAAAUUGGUAUGACACCUUUGUAAGCGAUCACUUUAUUGCCCCUUCUGUUGGCCUCUUCCCUCCCAUGUCACUUGUCUUUACUUCUGCUUCCCCAACAUGGCGGUGCAGUGUGUUGUUUGUAAGCUCCGCCCUCUUGCCUGUUUGUGUCUUGAGGGACCUCCCAGCGUGGGGCUGUCUUGCCACCCCCCAGCACCCGGAAUACAGCCGCCUGUAAGCAUCUUCCCGUCUCUCUGCUAGCAGUCGUCAACUAACACAACUCAGGAAUACAAACUGUAGACUUUGCAAGAAAUUGCCUCAUAUGUACAAGAUGUAAUGUACUCUUGUCAUUGUCUGCUGAAAUAUCACUCCCACACUUAAACGGGCUUUUGCACCAAGGUGGAGUAGGGCACGCCUACCCCUUCCAGUUUACUUAAGUUUAAUUUUUUUGGUCAAAUCUAGAAGCUGUGAGUUUUAUUUGGUGGGAACAUUUAAGGGUCAAAUGUGAAGAAUGCCGUGAAAUGAUCACCUGACGGCCGCCGUUCUGAUGGGAGCGUGUCGUACAGGAGCCCACGUAUUCCGGCCAGCUGGGGUGGUGAGACCUUUACAGCGGCUGUAACCGUCCUCAUCUCUUAAUUCUUAACAGCUGCCAUUCGCCGCUGAAGGUUUCCACUGUACCUUCACAGAAUGCGAGUUUAAUGCUUGAUGCUGAUGUAAAGAGGUCACAUGGGUGCUGGCAGGCUGGUGCUUUACUGCUGAUGGGUGUCAACGAGUGACUUUUUAAUCAUGAAAUCUUACAGCUACAGAGGAGUGUCGUCAUGCGUACAGUCUGAUGUUGGAAGUAUUUUAAAUGCAUCUUCAGGUUUUUUUUUUUUUAAUCUUAGUCCCAUUUAAGUUGCAGAAAACAGUCACUUUGUGUUGACUGGACACACCCCCAAAUGUUAAAUCUGCUGAAUUAGACCAUUCUAACCUUUUGAAUGUAUAUCUAACACAGCUUGUCAAUCCUACACUUAACUCAGACCUGAACUGCUGCUUUCCUGAAGCCAGGGCUCUGAUAAAAUGUUUUCACAGUAAACUGAUUUGUUUAGUGUCGGGUAUGCUGUGGUCGUUAGCUUCACUCAUACAAACACUGGACAGCUAUGCCAGCAGGCGUUUGGGGGGGAGAGUCGCGGAUUCUGUUGCUGAUGCCAUCUCGUGGUGGGCAAGUUUAUCAAGUUAUGCGCUAUUGGCAUGCUUUGAUUCCUUCCUCCCCCGAUUGCGAGAGUAAUUUUGAUGAUGUACAGUAAUUUGUAAACUUGCAUCAAGUUUAUGAAUAAAGAAUUUUAAGAAAUAA
Messenger RNA from Brienomyrus brachyistius, 4699 nucleotides. Its product is annotated as ubiquitin-conjugating enzyme E2 Q2-like. The transcript has 14 exons. The record is from RefSeq and is a predicted model, not a curated record. Bases 282 to 1409 code for a protein of 375 amino acids. NCBI's taxonomy places the organism in Eukaryota, Metazoa, Chordata, Actinopteri, Osteoglossiformes, Mormyridae.